Funneliformis caledonium is the source of this 528-nucleotide messenger RNA. NCBI's taxonomy places the organism in Eukaryota, Fungi, Glomeromycota, Glomeromycetes, Glomerales, Glomeraceae. The record is from the annotation of a GenBank genome assembly.
GCCGAUGAUAAAUCUAAGAGACCUGUCGACUUUUCCGAUUUUAAAGAUAAAGUCGUUUUAAUAGUAAAUACUGCAUCAAAAUGUAGUUUUGCCCCUCAAUUUAGUGGUUUAGAAAAUUUGCAUCAAAAGUACAAAGACCAAGGUUUAAUAUUAUUGGGUUUUCCUUCUAAUCAAUUUGGUAAUCAAGAACCUGGUACUGAUGAAGAGGUCCAACAAGUUUGUCAAGUAAAUUUCGGUGUAACAUUUCCAUUAAUGUCGAAAAUUGAAGUUAAUGGUGAUAAUGCUCACGAAGUUUAUAAAUAUCUCAAAAAUCAAAAAGCUGGUAUCGCAGGUAUUAAACAAAUUAAAUGGAACUUUGAAAAAUUUAUCAUCAAUAAACAAGGAAAAGUCGUUCUUAGAUAUUCAUCAUUUACAAAAGUAAGUAUUAAAAAGUUCCUUGUUAAAGUUGUACAACGAUUGCUAACUGAUACUUUACAAAUACAGCCUGAAGAUUUGGAAAAAGAAAUCGUUGAAUUAUUAAAUGAAUAA